GUGGGGCAGCAUCUAGAGGGGGCAAGAAUAAAGCUACUACGGACUGACCUGGUUCGUGGCAGUGUUUGUGCCGGUAUAGCCUCGCGAGUAAACUCGUGGAUCGUUCGUUCACGUUCUUUCUUUUAUUGUUUCUUCUUCAAAAAAAGAAAAGAAAAGAAAAAAAAAAAAGAAAAAGAGAAUACACAAUCACGUCACAGUCACGCCACGCUACGGAGAGAAUCGAUCGAGGAAUCCGUGGAUUGAGAGCAGUCGAGCCACGAAAAACAGAAGCUGUAUUUCCAACGCGAUUGAAACGUAAACGAGAAGAAUUUCCCCUCGAAUCGAAGAGCCGAGCAAAACGAUGAGCAAGCAAUUCACGAGGAGCGAAGUUGCCAAACUCAGCAACAAGGACAAGACAUUGAUAAUUCUACAUGACAAAGUGUACGAUGUCACGAGUUUUCUAAACGAGCAUCCAGGCGGUGAAGAGGUACUGUUGGACCAUUCGGGCAUCGAUGGUUCCGAGGACUUCGACGACGUUGGCCACUCCACAGACGCUUUUGACCUAAUGACGAAGUAUCAAGUCGGCGAAUUGGUCGAGUCAGAAAAGACGGGCAACCUGCCUAAGAAGACCUGGACGAAGGAUCAUUUCAAAUCUAACAAAACGAGUCAAGGGGACAAUCAGGGAAUGCCCACCACGAUGGUUGUGUCCAUUCUCGCGAUCCUAGCAGCGAUCGUAUACUUCGUGUACUUAUAAUUUCGUCAGAUCAAAUUCCAGUUCGUCAGUUCGUUUUAUCGUUUUAAGAGAGUGCGAGAAGACAUGAUAAUCGAUGAUCGAUCGAUUUAAGCGAUUAAAGUGUGAACGAAAAU
This is a messenger RNA of Apis dorsata (giant honeybee), 846 nucleotides long. RefSeq names its product cytochrome b5-like. Bases 341 to 733 code for a protein of 130 amino acids. Gene Ontology annotation, molecular function: heme binding. Gene Ontology annotation, cellular component: membrane; intracellular membrane-bounded organelle. The transcript has 2 exons. The record is from RefSeq and is a predicted model, not a curated record. Lineage: Eukaryota; Metazoa; Arthropoda; Insecta; Hymenoptera; Apidae.